AUGUCUAUGAAACUGACGAGUCAGCAGCGUGGGUCCCCGGCGUGGCACACUGUGAGUACACGCAUUGGCCGAGUGCCACUACCCCACCAUCCAGCACCACUUAAAACAACCAUCACUAAUGCCUGUGGCUCAUCCGCAUUCAGGUUUCAUAAAAAUGUUUUUCAGCCUGACAACCCAGCAUUUGAUCGUGACUUCCUCCUGGCCCUGGGCGCCUUGCACAAAAAAAAUGAAAUAAAUUUGGGAGAAGAAAAGUUCUUCACUGGUAACUACAGGAUUAAGAAGGAUAAAGAAGAGAAAGAUAAAGAAGAGAAGGCUAUGACAAUUCAAGACUAUCAGCGUCACAUCAUCGUUGAUCGUUGUGGAGAGCUAGACGAUGAAACUGAUGCAACAGCUGUAAGAAAGUCCGAUUACAACCCAUUACAGGGUACAAAAAUCACUGGCUUUGAUGAUGAUGAUGAUGAUGAUGAUGCAAGUGAUGAUGGUAAUGGGCUGUUGACUUCAGGUUUGUUCAAGGUCAAAGAAUGUCCACCAAAGAAAACGGAAGAGCCCUUAGAGGCUGUUGAUGAUGCUGUUGCUUUUGUUAAGGGAGAAAGUUCUAAAAUAAGCAGUGAUAGGGAUAAGGACUUACUUGAAGGUGUAAGAAAUGCAUGGAAUAAUCCCAAUUUGUCAAAGGAUGAUAAGUGGCUUGCUGAUUUUUUUGUCAAUAAAAGAUACCUUGAUGAUGAUGAUGAGACCAUUGAACGUGCAUAUAAUGAAGUUAUCAUUGAUGAAGAACCAUUAUCAGACGAUGAAAAGACACUGGAAAAGAUGGAAAGUUUUGAAUCAUUGUAUCGAUUCAGGUACGAAGAACCAGAUCAAGAAUUUACGAAGCGCUAUCCUCGAGUAAUUCCCAAAUCUUUGCGCGCAAAAGAUGAGAGAAGAAAACGCAUGCAUAAAGCUGUCAAACAGCGUAAAAAAGAGGAAAAGGAAAUGAGGCGAAUAGCGAUUGAAAAGUUGAAGGCUUUGAAAUAUAAAGAAAUUGAAGCUAAGAUAGAAAAAAUUAAAGAAGUAUCAGGAAACAUGGAUAUUGAUCUUGGGGAAAAGGAACUAGAGGACGACUUUGACCCUAACGCCCAUGAUGUUGCAAUGUCACAUAUGUUUGGUGAUGAUUACUAUGAAGCUGAUGAGGGCAACACUGCUAAGCCAGUAUUUAGUGAUGAUGAAGAUAUUAUAAAGAACUACGAUGACUGGAUGGUGAAGCAAGGUGCUGCUGAUGUUGCUGGUGAUGUUGACGAUGGAGAGGAAGGUGACAAUGAGAAUGCUGAGUACUAUGGAGAGAAUUUCAAUAUGGAUGCUGAUUAUGACCCCAGUAAAGCUAAAAAGGAACUGCAGAAGGAAAUGAUUGUAGCUAGUGGUAAAAAAUGCAGAAGGAAAUCUAAAUUUGCCAAGGCUUUAGCUAAAAAGAAGCCUGUUUUUAAUCCUCUAGAGAAAAAAUUUGAUGCUUAUUUUGAGGAAUAUUAUCAGUUAGAUUUUGAAGAUAUUGUUGGAGAUAUACCAUGCAGAUUUAAGUACAGAAAAGUAGAAAGUAAUGACUUUGGACUUUCAACUGAAGAGAUCCUGGCUGCUCAAGACAGAGAACUCAAUAGGUGGUAUUCACUGAAGAAACUUUUGAAACAUAACCGAACAUUUAAAGAAGAGCAUCUUGACCGCUGUAGAUACAAGAAUCGCUCCUCACUACCCCAUGUAAAGCAGAAGAUUCUUCCAAGUUUGUUUGUUGAAGAUCCAGAUGAGCUUCAGAUAAAUGAGCAAGAGAAAAAGAAGUUGAAAAAUCAAGAAAAAAAAUUGAGAAAACGACAGCGACUGCAAGAAAAUCAAGAAAAUAUAGUUGAGGGCAACAACAAUGAUCAUCUUUCAAUCUCUAAUGAAGCUGCUUCUGGGAAAUUGCUUAAGAUAAAGACAGACUCAGGACAAGAUGAAAUGAACGUUGCAGUGAGUCCACAAUCUAAAAGCAUAAAGGCUAAAAAUAAAAAACAGUCCCCAAAAGGUGGAGAUAGGCAGUCAUGUAAGAAAAAGAGGAAAAAUCCCAAAGCAGAUGAACCUGACACUGUUGAAAAUUUACAGAAAGCAGAUAGUCCUUCUUUUAACUCCAACAAAAUUAAAGAGGAAAAUACUGCUAAAGAAGGCAGUUUAAAACUGCCGAAGAUGAUAAAGGAAGAUGGUGUUAUAGGUAACUCAGAGAGCACAUAUAACUCUUCCAUGCCUGAAAAGAGCAGUAUAAUUAUCAGCACUAAGAAAUUAAAAGGUAAUUCUGAAGUUAAUGAGUGUACUCUUUUAGAAGGGACAAAGAUGAAAAAUGUCAUAGAUGGAGUUUAUAAUUUACUGAAGGUUGAGAACACAGAUGAUCAACCAAAUUUGUGUGGAUCCACAGCAAUAAAUAAGAAGAAAAGGAAAACAAAAGGGAGUUCUCUCUAUCUUGGAAGAAAAGAGUGCCCAGCAGCAGUGCAUGCCAGGCCUCAGCAUAAUUACUCGAACACAGGCUGUUAA
Cherax quadricarinatus is the source of this 2523-nucleotide messenger RNA. The record is from RefSeq and is a predicted model, not a curated record. Lineage: Eukaryota; Metazoa; Arthropoda; Malacostraca; Decapoda; Parastacidae.